AUGUCGAUUCCACCAACAGUGCAACAACCGAAACCAACGAAUCCGACUCUUGGCUUAUUACCUGAUGAAUAUAUCCGAUUUGAAUAUGUUCACAAACCAGGUUGCUGCUGUUUUACAUCCAAAAUUACAACAGUUACAAAUCAACGUUUGAUUACACGUACUAUUAAACCACCGCCAAUAUUUUCCAAGCGAACUUCGUGCAAGCCCGGACCAGCCAAAAUCAGAUCGCUAACGGAUAUUCACAAUGUCAGGGAACUACGAUCAGCGAUUCCAUCAAGUGAAAACACCUGGUGGAUGAAAUGCAUUGAUAUUUUAACAUGCGGUUGUUCGAGUCCACAGAUCAAUUGGUUGGAAUCGUGUGGAGUAGAUAAUUUAGCCAUGGAAACGCCAACAUCAACACAAAAAUCGGAGGCAUUAAGAACAUCUAUAUUAGUUGAGAAAUUUUAA
Messenger RNA from Adineta ricciae, 447 nucleotides. NCBI's taxonomy places the organism in Eukaryota, Metazoa, Rotifera, Eurotatoria, Adinetida, Adinetidae. The record is from the annotation of a GenBank genome assembly.